GUCCUGCGUCAUCACGUACUUCAGUAAACCUCACCAGCCAAAAGGACUGUUUCGUAUUUUGCCUGUAAGAUGAGAGUUUUGCUAAUACCGCAGAAUAUAAGUUCUUAUUGUUUUAAGUUGUUUACAUACCAGGUUACACCUGUGCAUGGUUUUCGUAUUAAUUAACGACUGCUGUUAAGUCGUAUGAGUAGGCUACGAUCCCAGGAGCUACGGAAGUCCCACCAGAGGUAGUACGGUGGCUGAAGAUCCACAGACAGGAUGAUCUACAUCAUAAUGGGAGUCUCAGGCUGCGGAAAAAGCACCUUAGGGGCCUUCUUAUCAGAAAAGCUGGGCUGGCCCCUGCACGAAGGGGAUAACUUCCACCCACAGGGGAACAUUGAGAAGAUGGCUCGUGGUGAGCCACUCACAGACCAGGACAGAUUGCCUUGGCUUCUCAAACUACAUGAAGUCAUUGAGAGAGAAAGGGCUUCAUGCUCUGAUGCUCUUGUGGCGUGCUCCGCCCUGAAGCGCCUGUACAGACAAAUCCUGCUCUUUGGCUCCAAAGCCCUCGCUUCCUCCUCCGAUCCAGACCAAGAUAUCCUACCUCCGUCCUCUCCUGAUGUCUUUUUUCUCUUCCUACAUGGGGACUACGAUUUCAUUCAGCAGAGGAUGGUGGCCCGGAAGGGGCAUUACAUGAAAGCAGAGCUGCUGCGUUCCCAGUUUGAUGUUUUAGAGCCUCCGUCGGCUGAGGAGAAUGUGUUGCCACUGGACAUCAGGAGGAGCAUCACUGACAUGGCCAUGGAGGUUGAGAAGCACAUCAUCAGCCUCAUGUCGUCACCAAUGCCUUAACCACAGUCUAGUGGAGUCACCACAUCUACUUUAUAUCUUAGUGCAGCUGACAAGUAAAGCUGCACUAAAUUGUGGUGUAAGACCAGAAAGAAGCUUGUGCAGUUAGUGGGAGUUUAGUACAGAACCUGUGUGAUCCUGUGGUGCUGAAAACAUUUCAUAACACAAUUACCUUUGCAGUAUAUUCCUGCUGCAGAGUAUUUCAUAUUGCAAAGGUUUGAAUUGGGACCAUUAAGUGCUUUGUUUUGUGAAUGAGAAAUGAACCUCCAAUAGUACGCCACCAAGAAAAAGGCUAGAUGUUCAUACGAGCACUUUAACAUAGUGUGGAUAUUAGCUCUUUUUGAACUUAUGAAAAGGAUUGUGGUAGUACUGUAAAAGUUUGCACUUUAAAGAUUCACGUUUCAGUAAAGUGGGAAAUUUGACUGAUCUAUUUGACAGCACAGAGUGAAUUAUGAUGGACAAAUGCCUUGAGCAGAACAGGCAAAACCUUUUUAAAAUGUUUUAAACAGUAAAACGAACCUGACCAUGCAGAAAAUGCACAAAGAACUUUACUGAUUAGAUCCAUUUUUUAUGUAUUUUGUUACAUGGCUAUAACAGACAUGCAACAUUUAUGGGGGAAAUUGUGUUGAUCCCAGUAGCAUCAGUAUGGGAAUAUGAAAUUAAAAUGAACUGAUGAUGGUUUUGGUUGAAUAUUUUAUCCCAUGUUUAAUAUUUAAUUUCUCUUUGAUACCAGUCCAAAACCCAAAGAUAUUCAGUUUGCAAUCACAUAAGACAAAGAAGCAGCACAUCCUCACAAUUCAGAAGCUGGAAACAGUGAAUUUUAGCUAUUUUUUUCUUGAUAUAUAAUAUAUAAAUGAUUAAUGGCUUUUCAUAAUAGAUUCUUAUUCAUUUUCUGUCGGUAGACUAAUCGAUAAUCAGCUAAUGGUUUCAGUUCUACAGAGAACCCAUUUAUAUUUCGGAAAGUAAUGCUUUUGUCUUAAAACCUAAUAAGUUAACUCAUACAUUUGAAUAACUUAGGUUCAGUUUAGUAUAGAGGACACAAUGAACUGGUGGACAGCAGAAUCUCACUAUAAUGAUUUAAACUUAAUUAAAUCAUUCUUCUUAAUUUAAA
Sander lucioperca (pikeperch) is the source of this 1936-nucleotide messenger RNA. Its product is annotated as probable gluconokinase. Gene Ontology annotation, molecular function: gluconokinase activity. Lineage: Eukaryota; Metazoa; Chordata; Actinopteri; Perciformes; Percidae. The transcript is spliced from 6 exons. The record is from RefSeq and is a predicted model, not a curated record. Bases 259 to 828 code for a protein of 189 amino acids. Gene Ontology annotation, cellular component: cytoplasm.